AUGAGGUUCGCUCCAUGGAUGACAUCGUGCCCAUCCGACAACGACCAUCGGACCCAUCACACCCUUGGGAAAUUCUGGGUUGCCAUCGCACCGCGGCCACGACCCACAGGAACGUCAGGAUGCGUGACCCAUAAAUUUGUAUCCAUCCUAAUAGUAACGAUAUUCAAAUCUCGCAUAGCCCAGUUCUUUCUUCUCCCGUUUCCGCAACUGAAAUCGUUGGCUUCGAGAACGACAUGGGCGUGGGUGUGGGACUGGGUUGGUAGAGGGUUGAGAUGGAAGAAGAGGAGAGGAUAUGGACAGGAGGUGUAUGAGACGCCAGAAAAAGAGCAAGAGUACUGGGAUUCGGCGAGGGGGUACAGAAGGCAGUUGCAGAAAAGCGAUGCAAGGUUCCAACACAUCGACAGGUGUGUUGAUAUGGGAAGAGGUGGAGGUUGGAUGAAACCGAGCAACGAGGUUUACGAUGAUAUUGAGGCGACGAUCCCGGUCAUCACCGCGUACCAACCAGCGUUACCCCCUACGCGUUUCUCCAAGCAAGGGAAAGGGAAAAGGGACUCCCUUGACGAAGGAACCGAAUACGUUCUUCCCUCGAAAACGUUCUGUAAAUGGCAUAGGAUGGUAUAUCCUCCCAGUUCCCAGCAGCUUACGUUGUCACAAGCAUCCAAAUUGAGAUAUUUCUAUUCUAACCGUGAUAGACGGGAGAUGCGUCGCAUUACACGAUUACUCCCGAACAGAGUCGUCUUCGAUCCGAGGUGGAAAUGGACGACUGAAUACCGAGAUAUGUGGAUGAGGUGGUUGGAGGGGAAAGGUCAUGAUAUCUGCAUUGUAUUUCAAGAUGACGAGAGCCAGAAUCAGAGUGUGAGGUUUGACCUUGCGAACAUGAACAUACCUGAGCUGUUCCUCCUCCCAAAAGCAGCUUCCGAGCAUGCCGAAUGA
Marasmius oreades (fairy-ring Marasmius) is the source of this 933-nucleotide messenger RNA. RefSeq lists its product as uncharacterized. NCBI's taxonomy places the organism in Eukaryota, Fungi, Basidiomycota, Agaricomycetes, Agaricales, Marasmiaceae. The transcript has 3 exons. The coding region runs from base 1 to 933 and encodes 310 amino acids. The record is from RefSeq and is a predicted model, not a curated record.